ACAGCCAAGUACGUGAUAUCGGGCAAGUUGGCAAAAUCACAACAAAGAGUGUCUCCAUAUUUCGACUUCGAUUCAUUACGGAACAUUAGUGACAUUGCAGUAGUAGUAAAUUGUAGCUAGUUAAGACUGAAGAUGAGUAGUCUUCAGACACACAGCCAGGAGUCGCCUUCAGGCCUAAAUGAGUCGUGGGUGGAAUUGGAUGCUGCCCCUGGUGGCAUGGUACGCGUGUCUUCCAUUCAUGAUGACGAGGGAACCAUGGAAAAAUUGCUCAUAGAAGCACAACGAGAAUCAAACCAGUCAUCAGCUAUUGGCAGUAAAUCCAAUUCUAAAGGCAACAGUCCAAGAGGGGUGCAAACACCUGCAAGUAUCAGCCCUAAAGGCUUGCAGAGCCCAUCCAGUGGCAGUGAGUUGGCAGGGGAUUUCAAUGGUCUAUCAUCAAGAAUCAUAAAUGAAGACCUAAAAGCCAACACAGACUGGAUAUGGGAUUGGUCAAGCAGACCGGAACCUAUGCCUCCCAAGGAGUUCAAGUUCCGCCGCCCGCCUCAAAAAGCGCCACUGAGUAUUCGUAAUACAAAGGCAAUGAAGACUGGUUUCACCGAGCUUAUUCCUCUUCUGAUAAUCUCCAAUCUGAUGUCUCUGGUUCUUGGAGCUGGUAUUGGGUGGUUCUUUGCAAAGAAAAUGGCUUCUUCUGGUCUCACCGCCAUCCCAAUGCCGCUUGACUAGCUGACUUCUAAUUUCCUGGGGAGACCUCUGUUGCCAUGAUGCCAUUAGCUGCAGUGGAGUUGGCUGCAGUGUUUUGUUGAGUAUGAAAUAAAUCGUAAGGGUAUACGAUAAUUCCAUGUGAUGUCUGUUAGCCUCACUACUGCAGAUUUCUCAUAGCUUUGAAUCUGACUAGUUGUUUUCAGAGGCAAGAAUAGACUGACAUGGUCGCCAAGUGUAGUGGACAAACGUGUUGGCAGAAUGUUUGACUAUAUUUGAUGGGGUCGCUUCCUGUUCACUUGCUGUACACUAGUGUAUGUUAUUUGAGCAGUUUAUCACUUUAAAUUAUACUAUUAUAAACAAGGAUUAGAUAGAUGGUUCUGGCUAUAGUAUCAAUUUGCUAAUAUGAUGAAAAUGGAAAGUAAACAUUGGUAAAGGUUUAAUGCAUAUUUUCAUUUAAAUCUGGUCUAAGUUAUAUUGCAUGCAGAAUUCUGAGAUUUAAUAGGUCCUACAUUUUUUUUUAAUGAUUUGCAAGCUGUUGAUGAUCGUUUGCUCAACAGUUGCACCACCAUUUGUGCUGCUGGGGUGAAGUUGCGCAAACCUAGUUUUCACCUGCGUGCAACAUACUGAAAAGAAGCUCUAUAAUUAUUUAAGGAUACACUUGAGCGUUUGCACGGGUAUUGCUCUAAUUUUGAGUAAACGUUUAUUGACCAAUGAUGUAUCUGUAUGCUCAACCUAAAAAAUUUCAUGGAAUUUCUAGCACCUAAUUAUGUGACAACACAAAUUUUUUUAAUUUUUAUGGGAAAAAUGGCGUAAUAUUGAUAAAAUGUGAUAAUAUUGAUUAAUAAAAUGAUUUAAGUUUGAAAGCAGUUUUCACCACAAAUUGCAGGUCAGAAUUUUUCUUUCAGAAUUAAAACUAAAAAUCAAUAAAAUUUCAUAUAAAACAUUGAGUGAAUCUUUAAGAGAAGAAUGGUUGCAAUAUUUCACUAUGAAUUCCACAUAUAUUUUGCAUGUAUUUUUAAACAAUGUCAGUCAGAUAAAAAGUUAUUAGCUCUAAAUAUAAUUACAAUGUUGUGAUUAGCUCCAGGUCUGAAACAUGUAAUAGAAAAAUUCAAACGUGCAACUACAUCAGCAGGGAACAUAAAUCAAAUCGUAUAAUGUCGUGGCUGCACCAGUGAUCAUGUAUUUUCCAUAUCUAAAAACAAAAGUUAACGUCUCGUAAUGGAACCAUAUAACUAUAUACUUUUUAUGUAAUAGGCAUCAUAGUUUCAGCUUCUAGUCGCAUGUUCCCCUUUUAAGCGACACUUGGAAGAACUAGGAAUAAAAUAUAAUUACUUGUAUUAUACAGGGUGUAGGUAUUUAACUGCCGAUGUCAGAUGGUAUUUAUGUAUUGAUGCAGGGUUGGUGGCAUAUAUGCAGUGUUUAGUGAUGGACCCUUCUGUACAGUCAACUGUGGCCAGUACUAUGUAGAUGGCAGAGGCAUGGUCUUGAGACAAUUUGGCUGAUGUUUCGGGGAAAAA
Messenger RNA from Priapulus caudatus, 2219 nucleotides. RefSeq names its product BCL2/adenovirus E1B 19 kDa protein-interacting protein 3-like. The record is from RefSeq and is a predicted model, not a curated record. NCBI's taxonomy places the organism in Eukaryota, Metazoa, Priapulida, Priapulimorpha, Priapulimorphida, Priapulidae. Bases 133 to 723 code for a protein of 196 amino acids. The transcript has 6 exons. Gene Ontology annotation, cellular component: nucleus; mitochondrial outer membrane; mitochondrial envelope. Gene Ontology annotation, biological process: mitochondrial outer membrane permeabilization; positive regulation of apoptotic process.